Messenger RNA from Octopus bimaculoides (California two-spot octopus), 5720 nucleotides. Its product is annotated as protein FAM124A. The record is from RefSeq and is a predicted model, not a curated record. Lineage: Eukaryota; Metazoa; Mollusca; Cephalopoda; Octopoda; Octopodidae.
AAUUUCAAGUUUCAUUUUGUAGAUAUAUAUAUGUGAUGUGUACCAGUACGUAUAUUUGUGUGCCCACCAAUUUUCUUUUUUGUGGUAAAUUCCGAUAUAAUUGUUAUCUAUACCAUCUGAAAGGUAUUUGUAGAAAAUUUCAUUAAAAAAUAUCUAUAUUUCUGAAAGUUAUGACGAAACACAGUCGGCGGCGGUGGCAGGGCUGGUGGUGGUAGUGGUGUUGUUAUUGGUGGUGGAGCGAGGGAACACUUGUGCUUGAAUGCCUGAUAUUUUACGACUAGGAAACACAUAAAGCUUGACAUAUAUAGUCGUAAAUUUGUGUAUGUUAAUUGAGUGGGGGUGGAGGUGAUGUUUGUUCUGUCCCUAGCAACGGUGUUAUUGUUGAUGUGCUUUCGUUGCUAAGAAAUUAGGCAUCGAAUAUAAACAUCGAAUGCAGAAGGUGAACAAUAUUGAAAAGAAUGUCACCAGGAAAACCAAUUAUUUUUUAAAAUAACAUAAUAGAAACUAUCGUGGACAAUGUCUUGCAGAUUACGAUAUUGGUCAGAUAACGAGAAAGUAAAAUGUAGUGUGUCGUAAACAGAGAAGAUAACACGUUUAAAAUGAAUCCUUACAUCUUACGGACAUAUGGUCUUGGGCCGAAACAGAACACGUGUAAUUAUCCAUUGUGGGAUUACAGAUCACAAAGAUACAGUUCAGUUGGUUCGAGCAGUGAUGGUGCUAGCUCGAAUUCUUCGAAGGAAAGCUCGAGUCGUUCAGAUUCCAGUUCCGAAGUCGCGAGUAUAAUCACUACCGAAAUUUAUGAAUCAUUUCUACCUUUUGAAGUUAAAAUAUUCGCCGACAGCAGCCAAAUCAAUAUGCUUAAUACACUGUAUCGGCCGCUAAUAAAUCUUCUUGAUUCUGAUCUACAUAUUAUAAAAAUAUCAGAAAAUAGAAGUCCUCGUUGUUCCGAGAAUAAUUCACUGAAAAAGCAAGAUUGUCUCCGCCAUGUUUUUGUGCCUAGUUUUUCUAUUUUGAUUUUUUUACUCGAGGACGGAUUGCUUACUCAGCAAAGAUUUUUGGAAGCUCAGUUUUAUUUUCAACAGAAACCGUGGAAAUUUUAUCAUCAAUCACGAAUAGACAAAAGAAAAGCAAUAGAAUUUUGUUCCGAUAAUAUGCAGGAAUUCUAUGGUACUUCAAAAGGUUAUCCUCUCUGGGGAAUUCGUCGUGUACAUUAUGGAAAAGAGCAUUUGCGAUUUAUGUUAUUUGUCAGCUACGACAAUUGGCUUGCGAUGGUGAACUUUUACAAAGUUCUUAUGAAUUCAGCUCCUGAAUACGAACAAGAUGACUUCUGUAUGUUUACAGUGGACAACCAAGUACACUAUGACAUACAGUUUGUUCUCAAACAACUGCCUCCACAUAUUAUUCCCGAACCAUUAUAUUUCGUUGAACUUGAAUUUCAGAUAUCUGAUAUUGGUAUUCUGAUGCCACAUUUUCCAAAUGUCUGUAAACCAAUGUCUGUUCAUAAAUGGUGCACAUCAGAUCAUGACGGAAAUCCCCUUAUAAUGAGCUUAAAACCGAGACUAGAAUGUUCACCCCAGACAUCUAUGAAACGAAAUUCAUCUGAAUAUUUGUCAGCCGCUAACAAAGUGUUUUUCGUGUGAAAAACUCAAAUGCGCCAAAUUCCUAACAGUUAUAACACAAAAACAUCUAACUUCUCUCGAAGAAGCGAUUGUUCAUUAUGUUUUACAGGCAAUAAUGUGUAUACUGAUGGAGUCUCCAGAGAAGAAUCGAACCAGGUACUAAUGGAAUGUCUUUAAGAUCUUUAUUCGUUCUUUUACAAAGAACAGUUAAGAUUUUGAUGUUUGUAUAUGGCCUACUUUUUAUUGAAUAUAUUCCAGAAAAGUCAAACCUUAUGGUUGAAUGUAUUAUAUAUAAGAGAGUUAUUAUUGAUGAAUAUACCGUUCAAACUAAGCAGAAAAUCUCUUAUUACUGAACUGAGCGUUAAUACAGAAAUAAUAUUCUCACAAAUCUAAGACAAUGGCUAAGAUGGACCAAGAAUAACAAAUAUGUUUAGUGUACAUUCAUGAAGAGGUAUUGAGUACUUAGUUGAGAUAUAAAUUUACAGAACAAUUCCAAUUCUACAAAAUGGACUAUUUCUUUCCUGGAUGGAACAAUGUGGUGCAACAAUAAGAUUAGCCAGUCACUAUGAGACUACCACUAUAGUUCUAAUGGUGAUGAUAAAAUAUGGAUACAUUAUUCAAAGUAUUAAUAAUUAAUAAUUGUAAUUAUUUACUUACAACAAGGCAGCGAGCUGGCAGGACCGUUAGUACGCUGGGCGAAAUGCUUAGCGGCAUUUCAUCUUCUCUUACGUUCUGAGUUCAAAUUCCGCUGAAGUCGAGUUUUGCCUUUCAUCCUUUUGGCGUCAAUAUAUUGAGUACCAGCUGGGCACUGGGGUCGAUGAAAUCAACUCGACCCCAUCUCCCUCGUAAUUGCUAGCCUUGUGCCAAAAUUUGAAACCAAUAAGUAACAUACAAUCCAGAACCUAAUACUCGAAACAGGGACCGAAGCAUUUGGUAAAUGGAUAGUAACUGUCGUUAUGAUAGAUUUUUUCAAAAGCUUUGACUGGUCUCAAUCCACCCGUAUCUCCCACAGUUUUAGAGUGAACAUCUUUCUCUGCGAUUCAACUUCUAAAACGUCAAAUUAACAUUUUAGUUUUUAUUCAGAUUCCAACAUUAUUAAAAACCACUGACCACUUGCCAACACUUGGCCCGAAAUCCGUAACGUGGAAUCCAGUUGAGUUCUUUACCAUAAAUUUUCUGCUACAUUUACAAAGAAUCUAUUUUCGUCAAUACAGUCAUUAAUCCACUAUUGUUUACUGUGGUAAUGAUUUCUUUCCAAUAACUGGGGAGAAAGGCGACGAGCUGGAGGAACGGUUAGCGCGUCGGACAAAAUGCUUGGCUGCAUUUCUUCCGGCUUUUUAUGUUCUGAGUUCAAAUCUCAGUAAGGUUAGUUUUGCCUUUCAUCCCUUCGGGGUCAAUAAAAUAAGUACCAAUCAAGUACUGGGGUCGAUGUAAUCGACUGGCCCCGUCCUCUCAAAAUUGCUGGCCUUGUGACAAAAUUAGAAAGAAUGACUAAUGAAGAAAGUGAAUAGAUUCAGCAUUUGAUCAAGUUGUCCACUGUUAGCGAUUUAUCAGUGACAAGAAAAAAAAAGCACUCCCCACCUACACCGGGAGUACCAAGUGCUUGCCAAAAAAUUGGUCAAUUGUUCCUUCGCUGCAAACUUUACAAUGUGACAUUUCAUUUUAUCAAAGAAAAAAACCUGGGACAUUUUCCCUUUCAGCUUAGCUUUUUUUUAUAUAUUGUGAAACUCAAGUCUAUUAAAUCUGUUAUAAUUCUUUCGAUUAUAAGCACAAAACCUGAAAUUUUGUGGGAAGGAGCCCAACUGGCCCGUAUUUUAUCGAUCGCGAAAGGAUGAAGGACAAAGUUGACUUCAGCGACAUUUGAAAUCAGAACGUAAAGGCGGAAGAAACGCCGCUAAGCAUAAAUGGCCGACGCGGUACCGAUUCUGCCAGCUCGCCGCCUUACUACAAUACUGGGAAUGAAAGAUCAUAUACGUCUUCACAAAGCGCAAGACUAAUGUUUGCUGGAAAGCGGUUCGAUUCCUGUGUAGAAUCUAAUAUUUUACUUGUAUACUGUUAUGUCUUCGAGAGAAUUGGACACAGAAGAAAGAAGCUUUAAAUUACAAAUUAUUUAAUCUAAUCGUCUAAAUUCUGCUAAGUUACAUUCAGAAUGAAAGAAUAGGGCGUAUGACGCAAACAGAACUUACAAUUAAAAAAGAAAAAACAUUGGAGGUGGGGAGUAAAGGUAGCCAGUAGCAUUUGUUAUAGAGUAAUAGUUUGUGUACAGGUAUUGAAGACAAUUGCACGUCUCAGAGUCAUAGUACUGUUGAAUGCCAGUUUGAAAAUCUAAUUCUCUGUAAUUUAUAUACGUAUUUUACGAUCAGUGGGAAGAUGGAAUAUUAAUAAAUGAAAAGACAAUUCCAUUCUGGUUCUUAACAGGAAACUAUUUUUGGUGGACAUGCAUCAAAUUACAAACACCGGUAAAAAAAAAAAUAUGUAAAACAAGCAACACGGUGCCAACUACAUCCAAAUUUACGGACAUCUUUUUUUUUUCAACUAGAUUCAAAUAACGAAAUAAACUUUAAUAUCAUUUUUGGUUACAACAUUUCUGGAACUCAGAAAACAUUUAUAAAGAAAUCAUUUAUUUUCUCUUCGACUCUUGACACGAUGUAAAUCAUUUCUGUAAUGUUUGCAAAUAAUGUAUUUGCGAAAUAGAUUAUAACUUUUAUACCAAAACAAACAAAAAAAAAAGAAUUAUACCAGCGCAUCCAUAAAACAGAUUCAUGCAUCCAUAAAUAUUCAUGCGUAUGUAUAUGAGCAUAUGUGUUUACAUACUUAUACAUAAACGCACACAAUAUCUAUACACUUAUUACCAAAUUUCCGCUAUUUUAAUGCUAAAUCGUUAUUCAGAAAAUGCGGAACAAAGUCAUUGUCAUCAGAAAAUGCGGAACAAAGUCAUAUUUCAUGAACAAAAUUUAUUCCAAGGACUUUCCUUUAGGUUUAGAAAGAUUAGAUAUUUCCUCUGAAGGUUUUCGAGAUUUAGUUAGUCUUGAUUUAGUUAGUUUUGUAUAAACGAAUCGUCUAGGAUUUGGUGGCCGCAAGCUGCCUUUACAAUCUAUACAAAAGCAGAAGAAAUCGCAUUGCUUCAUGUAAUAUUUGCAGUAUUUGAUACAAUGGUCGAAGCUGUGCUUCAGAUGUGUAAAACAUUGCUUGAAGCAGGAGAGGGAAAAAUUACCGCACGCAAUGGAACAAUCUGCGUUUUCUUUGAAGUUCAUGUAGGCAGGAGACGACAGGUAUGGAAAUGUAAAGAGAAGUAGUAAUAUUUCGGCUUUCUGAAACAAAGAGAAAUAUAUAAAAAUAUAUAAGAUUAAAUUUUUCAUGGUCGCCGCGAAAAUUAUUGAAUGGAAUUUUAUAAGUGAAGAGAAAAUUGACAGUAAACAUUUAUGAAGAAAACAUCGUUUAGAAAUUCAUAUGAAACUAUACACAGACUAUCACACAAGGUUUCAUAUGAAAUAACUUGUAAAUAAUUUCAUUUUAAUAAACAGGAAAAACUAACACAGUUUCAAAAGAUUCAUUAUUUCUAUGCUGAGCCGAAGAUCUGAUGAAACUUCAAAUUAUUUAUGUACAAACAUUUUUUUAAGGAGAAUGAAACAGAUUUUUAAAAAUCGAUUUGAUUGUCGUAAGGCAAUAAUAUAUAUAAUAAAUAUAAAUAAUGUACAAUAAAUAAUAAAGUGAACUAAAAGAGGAAACAGGUACUGAAGAGCUUACGCAAAAAAAAAAAUCUUUAUUUAAUUUUCUUUCUUGGUUAUGGAAAGAAAACUGAUACCUGGUAGUAAUUAUUAGCGACACUUAUAAAAGGGAGAUAAUCAAGAAAUAAUGUUUGAUCAGACAACAUAGCUCUGAUGAUGUCUAAUAGAUCGAAACAAGUCUCUAGUUAUCACCCUUACCAGUUAACAAAGAUUUCGCAUUCUUUGCUUUAAGCCGGUAAUUAACGCACUUUUUUUUUUAUUCGUAAAUUAAGCGAAAAAUUGGCAUGCGUCUAAUGUAACCGUAUUAAGGAUGGGAUACCCAGUGUAUGAGAGAAUAUAAUGAAACAUAAAAUCUGAUUUUUAUGACAGCAAA